Messenger RNA from Oncorhynchus keta (chum salmon), 5172 nucleotides. It is a transcript of the gene ptprub, whose product is annotated as protein tyrosine phosphatase receptor type Ub. Lineage: Eukaryota; Metazoa; Chordata; Actinopteri; Salmoniformes; Salmonidae. Gene Ontology annotation, cellular component: membrane. The transcript is spliced from 31 exons. The record is from RefSeq and is a predicted model, not a curated record. Gene Ontology annotation, molecular function: protein binding; protein tyrosine phosphatase activity. The coding region runs from base 578 to 4993 and encodes 1471 amino acids. Gene Ontology annotation, biological process: protein dephosphorylation.
GACUGUGUUCAUUGUGGCAGAUCUGCUCAUCUCACCUGUGAUCAUAAAGCCACCAGUGAAUCCAUUGUUGAGGCUACUUUGAGCCACUGGUCAGAGUGGAUCUGGUGUGACAUCUUUUGGGAGAUCAUCAGGUGGAUAACCUCAACACCCAGAACCAAUCAGCUACUAUAUUUUGAUGGAGACUAGGCUGUUUGUUGCAAGGGACUAGGUGGAUGUACGUGAAUGCUUGGCGAGACACAGACACACGGAGCAAGACAUGUAGCGAGUUCAAUCUUACCUCAGAAAAAUCUUCAAGCGCCAGAAUAGUUGCAAGAAGGUGCCACUUGGAGGCGUCCGUCGCAUAUUUUUAAUCACACACAAUCACACAGAAAGUGUGCUUGGGGGGAAGAGAGAAAAUGUUUUGUACUGUUUAUCCUGACGUCAGUUAUUACGGCUUGAACUACUGCCGUUGUCUCGCACCCACGUUUCAGCAAGAAUUCGGGAAUCGAUAGGCUGGAGUCCACAACUUGCAGAUCGGUCCUCGAGGAGUCACUGAAAUGAUUUCUGCAGCUAUUCCAAACUGGACUAAAACAGCACAAUGAACACCUGCGCUUUUCUGCUGCUCCUGGCCGUUCAAAUCUACGCCGAAGGCAUAGAGGGACCAACAGCAGCAGGCUGCACCUUUGAUGAGGAUUCUGAGCCCAGUCUGUGUGACUUCACCCAAGGCGAGGAGGAUGACUUUGACUGGCAGCUCUACCGGACACACAACUCGCCCUACGCCUCUUCUGACCUCCUGCGUGGUUCCUAUAUGCUGGUGAACUCUUCCCAGCAUGCUGCAGGGCAUCGUGCCCAGCUCCUGCUGCAGACGCUGAGUGAAAACGACACACACUGCGUCCAGUUCAGCUACUUCCUGUACAGCCGCGAUGGCCACAGUCCAGGGGCACUGCGGGCGUACGUUCGGGUCAACGGCGGCCCGCUGGGUAGCCCAGUAUGGAACACGUCUGGGUCCCACGGACGACAGUGGCACCAAGUGGAGCUGGCUGUCAGCACCUUCUGGCCCAAUGAAUACCAGGUCCGGAUCGAAGCAACUGUUUCCAGGGAGCGGCGAGGCUACAUCGCCAUGGAUGACAUCAUGCUCCUGACCUAUCCCUGUUAUAAGGCGCCCCACUUCUCCCGGCUGGGAGAUGAGGAAGUCAAUGCUGGGCAGAAUGCCACCUUCCAGUGUGUGGCAUCGGGCCGGGCAUCGGAAGCUGAGAAGUUCCUACUGGAGAGGCACAGUGGGGACGUGAUAGCUACAGCCUUGGUCAAGCACCUGAGUCACCGGCGCUUUGUGGCAUCAUUCCAGGUGGACAGUGUGCAGCGUAACGACCAGGACUUGUACCGAUGUGUCACCCAGUCCUCCAGGGGCUCUGGGGUCUCCAACUUCGCUGAGCUCAUUGUCAAAGUUCCACCCUCCCCUAUUGCGCCCCCACAGCUGCUACGAGCGGGCUCCACAUAUCUGAUCAUCCAGCUCAACACGAACUCCAUCCUGGGAGAUGGCCCUAUCAUCAGGAAGGAGAUUGAGUACCGGGCCAGCCAAUCACCUUGGUCCGAGGUCCAUGGGGUCAACAUGGUCACCUACAAGCUGUGGCAUCUGGACCCAGACACGGAGUAUCACAUAAGUGUGUUGCUGACCCGGCCCGGAGAGGGCGGCACCGGACCACCCGGACCACCCCUCAUCAGCAGGACUAAGUGUGCAGAACCAACACGGGCCUUGCGAGGUCUCACAGCCUCAGAGAUCCAGUCCAGGCAGCUGACCCUGCAGUGGGAGACGCUGGCCUACAACUUGACCCGCUGCCACACCUACUCUGUGUCCCUGUGCUACCGCUAUGCCACCGCAGGGGGCGGCGGCGGUCACAACACUACUGUACGCGAGUGCCUGGCGGUGGAGCACAAUGCCUCACGCUUCACCCUGCGCGACCUGCCGGCCUACCAUUCCAUCCGGGUCCGUCUGGCGCUUGCCAACCCUGAGGGCAAGAAGGAGGGUCGGGAGGUCACCUUUCAGACUGAAGAGGACAUACCCGGUGGCAUCGCCCCUGAAUCGCUGACCUUCACCCCCCUGGAGGACAUGAUUUUCCUCAAGUGGGAGGAGCCAGUGGAACCCAAUGGUCUCAUCAUCCAAUACGAGAUCAGCUAUCAGAGCAUUGAGUCGUCUGACCCGGGCAUCAACGUGCCAGGACCUAGGAGAACAGUGUCGAAGUUGAGGAACGAAACCUAUCACAUGUUCUCCAACCUUCACCCUGGCACCACAUAUCUGAUUUCUGUCCGCGCCCGCACAACCAAGGGCUUCGGGCAGACCGCCCUAACUGAGAUCACCACCAACAUUUCAGCUCCUAUGUUUGACUAUGGAGACAUGCCGUCCCCUCUCAGUGAAACAGAGCGCACGAUCACUGUGUUGCUUCGCCCCGCCCUGGGCAGGGGAGCACCCGUCAGUACGUACCAGGUUGUGGUAGAGGAGGAGAGUGGCAGGAAGGUGAAGAGGGAACUGGGGGUUCAGGACUGUUACCCUCUGCCCAUGUCCCAUGGGGAGGCCCAAGCCAGAGGGACCCCUCACUACUACACGGCCGAGCUGCCUCCCAGCAGCCUGCUUGAAGCCAGCCCCUUCACAGUGGGGGACAACCACACCUACAAUGGCUACUGGAACACCCCGCUGGACCCCCGUAAGAGCUACCUCGUCUACUUCCAGGCCAUGAGCAACUUCAGAGGGGAAACGAGAAUAAACUGCAUCCGAAUAGCCCGGAAAGCGGCCUGUAAGGACCACCGACGGGCUCUGGAGGUGUCCCAACACUCAGAGGAGAUGGGGCUGAUCCUGGGGGUGUGUGCUGGGGGCCUGGUGGUGCUCAUCCUGCUGCUGGGGGCUAUCAUCAUCGUCAUCAGGAAGGGAAGGGACUACUACUCUUACUCUUAUUAUCCGAAGCCAGUGAACAUAAAUAAGACACCCAUAACGUACCGUCAGGAGAAGAGUCACAUGGGUUCGAUGGAGCGCAGUUUCACUGACCAGAGUACCCUGCAGGAGGAUGAGCGCAUGGCCCUCUCUGCAGCACGCAUGGCACACACCUGCAGCACGCGCAGUGAGCAGCGUAGCUCAGUGAACGAGUCCAGUAGUCUUCUGGGGGGUUCGCCGCGACACCAGUGUGGGCGUAAGGGCUCACCCUACCACACUGGUCAGCUCCACCCUGCUGUGCGCGUGGCCGACCUUCUCCAACACAUCAACCAGAUGAAAACUGCAGAGGGCUACGGCUUCAAACAGGAGUAUGAGAGCUUCUUUGAUGGCUGGGACUGCACCAAAAAGAAGGACAAAACUAAAGGGAGGCAUGACACGUUGAUGGGAUGUAAGUCAUCAUGGACAUGCCAGCCCUCUUGUGACGAAAGCACUGAUCACCACGACCGCCACAGAGUCAAGCUCCACCCACUCCUGGGAGACCCCAACUCUGACUACAUCAACGCCAACUACAUAGACAUUCGGAUUAACAGGGAAGGCUACCAUCGAUCCAACCACUUCAUAGCAACUCAGGGGCCCAAACAGGAGACAGUGUAUGACUUCUGGAGGAUGGUGUGGCAGGAGAACUGCUUCAGCAUCGUCAUGAUCACUAAACUGGUAGAGGUAGGCAGGGUGAAAUGCUGUAAAUACUGGCCUGAUGACAGUGAGAUGUAUGGAGACAUCAAGAUUACACUGCUGAAGACGGAAACACUUUCAGAGUACACCGUUCGUACUUUUGCCAUGGAGAGGAGGGGCUACUCAGCUAAACACGAGGUGCGUCAGUUCCACUUCACGUCCUGGCCGGAGCAUGGGGUUCCCUACCACGCCACAGGCCUACUGGCCUUCAUACGGCGGGUCAAAGCAUCCACUCCCCCUGAUGCCGGACCCGUGGUCGUCCACUGCAGUGUGGGGGCGGGCCGCACAGGCUGCUACAUCGUGCUGGACGUCAUGCUGGACAUGGCAGAGUGUGAGGGCGUGGUGGACAUCUACAACUGUGUCAAAACCCUGUGCUCACGACGCAUUAACAUGAUCCAGACAGAGGAGCAGUACAUAUUUAUCCAUGAUGCCAUCCUGGAGGCUUGUCUGUGUGGAGAGACGGCCAUUUUGGUGAAUGAGUUUGCCCUCACCUACAAAGACAUGCUGAGGGUGGACUCUCAGAGCAACUCCUCCCAGCUACGAGAAGAGUUCCAGACGUUGAACUCGGUCACCCCUCACCUGGACGUGGAGGAGUGCAGCAUCGCCCUGCUCCCCAGGAACCGGGAGAAGAACCGCAGCAUGGACGUGCUGCCGCCCGACCGUGCCCUGGCAUUCCUGGUCACCACUGAGGGCGAGAGCAACAACUACAUCAACGCGGCACUCACUGACAGCUUCCACCAGCCCGCCGCCUUCAUCGUCACCCCUCACCCGCUCCCCGGCACCACCGCCGACUUCUGGAGGUUGGUGUUCGACUACGGCUGCACCUCGGUGGUCAUGCUCAACCAGCUCAACCAGUCCAACUCUGCCUGGCCCUGUGUCCAGUACUGGCCAGAGCCUGGUCUACAGCAGUAUGGGCCAAUGGAGGUUGAAUUCCUGUCCACGUCAGCUGACGACGACGUCAUCACUCGUCUGUUCCGUGUCAAAAACGUGACAAGACUCCAGGAGGGCCAGCUGGUGGUGUGUCAGUUCCAGUUCCUGCGCUGGUCAGCCUACCGCGACGUGCCCGACUCCAAGAAGGCCUUCCUCAGCCUGCUGGCUCAUGUGCACAAGUGGCAGAGGGAGUGUGGAGAUGGCCGCACCGUUGUCCACUGCCUGAGCGGCGGUGGGCGCAGUGGGACAUUCUGUGCCAGCACCAUCCUGCUGGAGAUGAUCCAGUACCAGAACAUGGUGGACAUCUUCUACUCCGUCAAGACGCUCCGCAACUCCAAACCCAACAUGGUGGAGUCACUGGACCAGUACCGAUUCUGCUACGACCUUAUCCUGGAGUACUUGGACUGCAUCGAAGAUAGCAUGAGAUAGCAAUGUUCCGUAGCUGGUGCAUCUCGUGGGCUGUGACUGCUGACUGGGUUACAUACCCUGUGACCCCCUCAACAUUUACUUUAUUGUUUGGAUUAAUGGGCCUAAACUGUUGUGAAGGACAACAAUAGAAAAAUAAUUAAAAAGGGGUAAGUGCUCCUCACUUUUAACCCUUAAAUGUA